CAUGAUUUGGUAUGAAAGGCUCCUCGAAAGGCCCAGUCAUUCAUAGGUCAGGAUGAGGAGAGGUUCAAUAAUUUGUGAAAUAUUUGACUGUAUAAUCAAUAUUACUACAUGGGCUUGUGAACACUUUGUGAAGCCGUUAACAGUAAACAUAAUUGGUUUACCCUUUUGGAAGUGAGGCUGUACAUGCUAAUCGUCAUUCUCAGUCUCCUUGAUGUUGUCCCAACAUACACGCUCAGAGCAACUGAGCUGAGCGUCUGUCCUGAGGUGUUUUCUCCUCUUCUAUGGACAUCCCACUUCAUGCUCAUAUAAUAGUGUCAGUCUUACUGAUGCAUUACAACAGUGGAGGAAAGACAGCAGUGGAUUUGUUCAGGUGGUUCUGUUGGCGUUUUCACCUGGUGUGGCAGUUUUAGCAUCUAUGGACUCUGUGGAGGCAGUGAUCAACCCCAAAUGGCGACCCAAGGACCUUGAUGCUAUUCCACAUGUUGAGAUCCGUCCUAGUGAUAUCUUCCUCAUCACUUACCCCAAGUCAGGCACAGUGUGGAUGCAGCAGAUUCUGGUGCAGAUCAUGGAGGCUGCACAACCUGAUUGGGUAGAAGAUGGCACCAAUAGGAUCCGAGUUCCUUGGCUGGAGGGGAGACUUUUAGAAGACCCUUUCCGAGAAAGACCAGAUCCUCGGAUCUUUUUUUCACAUCUUCCCAUUGGCAUGUUGCCCCUUGGCGUGAAAGAAAAGCAAAUCAAGGUUGUGUAUGUUUGGAGGAACCCCAAAGAUGUCCUGGUGUCAUAUUACCACUUUGCUCACAGUUGGAUGUUUAUUGAAGCGCCUCAGAGCUUUGAGGAUCUCUUUCAGCAGUUCCUAAAUGGUUACGCUUACGUUGGAUCAUGGUUUGAUCACGUGAGGGAAUAUUACGCAGCACGAGACCAACUGAACAUCCAUUUUGUGCAGUAUGAGAACAUGCUGAAGGACCUCAGAGGAGAAGUUGUGAAGAUUUGUGCUUUCCUGGGAAAAGACUUGACAGAUGAGGCCAUCGAUCAUGUUGUGGAGAUGUCCACAUUCAAAAACAUGAAGACCAACCCCAAAGCAAACUACAAGGACUUAGUUGAAGGCAUUCAAUAUAAGACAAACACCAUGCGAAAAGGUGUGGCAGGUGACUGGAAGAAUUUGUUCACCGUGGCCCAGAAUGAACAUUUUGACAAAGUGUUCAAGGAGAAGAUGAGUGACUUUCCUCUCACCUGCACCUGGGAGAUGACACAGUAGCUCCUCAACUCAGCCCUUAAGCCUCCCUCUACAUGAGCUCACAGUUAGUUAGAAAGUUUCAUUCUCAGUUUAGGUUGACUAUGUGGUGUGUUCAAGAACAUUUGUGUUCAAUAAAUUUGUUUUAUCAGCUUGUUUUAACAGAAACA
Molecule: messenger RNA, 1401 nt
Organism: Scatophagus argus
Lineage: Eukaryota; Metazoa; Chordata; Actinopteri; Scatophagidae
Product: amine sulfotransferase-like
Exons: 7
Coding region: 416-1255 (279 amino acids)
Biological process (GO): sulfation
Cellular component (GO): cytoplasm
Molecular function (GO): sulfotransferase activity
Source: RefSeq, a predicted model, not a curated record